This is a messenger RNA of Lynx canadensis (Canada lynx), 954 nucleotides long. It is a transcript of the gene RLBP1, whose product is annotated as retinaldehyde binding protein 1. NCBI's taxonomy places the organism in Eukaryota, Metazoa, Chordata, Mammalia, Carnivora, Felidae. The transcript has 7 exons. Gene Ontology annotation, molecular function: phosphatidylinositol bisphosphate binding. Gene Ontology annotation, cellular component: membrane. The record is from RefSeq and is a predicted model, not a curated record. The coding region runs from base 1 to 954 and encodes 317 amino acids.
AUGUCAGAGGGCGUGGGCACAUUCCGUGUGGUCCCUGAAGAGGAGCAGGAGCUCCGUGCCCAGCUGGAGCGACUUACAACCAAGGACCAUGGGCCUGUCUUUGGCCCGUGCAGCCAGCUCCCCCGCCACACCUUACAGAAGGCCAAGGACGAGCUGAAUGAGAGGGAGGAGACCCGGGAGGACGUGGUUCGAGAGCUGCAGGAGCUGGUGCAGGCGGAGGCGGCGUCUGGGCAGGAGCUGGCCCGGGCGGUGGCCGAGAGGGUGCAGGGGAGGGACAGCGCCUUCUUCAUGCGCUUCAUCCGCGCGCGCAAGUUCCACGUGGGGCGCGCCUACGAGCUGCUCCGAGGCUACGUGAACUUCCGGCUGCAGUACCCUGAGCUCUUUGACAGCCUGUCCCUGGAGGCCGUGCGCUGCACCGUGGAGGCUGGCUACCCUGGUGUCCUCUCCAGUCGGGACAAGUAUGGCCGAGUGGUCAUGCUCUUCAACAUCGAGAACUGGGACAGUGAAGAAAUCACCUUCGAUGAGAUCUUGCAGGCAUAUUGUUUCAUCCUGGAGAAGCUACUAGAGAAUGAGGAGACUCAAAUUAAUGGCUUCUGCAUCGUUGAGAACUUCAAGGGCUUUACCAUGCAGCAGGCUGCCGGACUCCGGGCUUCCGAUCUCAGGAAAAUGGUAGACAUGCUCCAGGACUCCUUCCCAGCCCGGUUUAAAGCCGUCCACUUCAUCCACCAGCCGUGGUACUUCACCACGACCUACAACAUGGUCAAGCCCUUCUUGAAAAGCAAGCUGCUGGAAAGGGUCUUUGUCCAUGGAGAUGACCUCUCUGGCUUCUUCCAGGAGAUCGAUGAGGACAUCCUGCCCGCCGACUUUGGGGGCACAUUGCCCAAGUAUGAUGGCAAGGCGGUCGCUGAGCAGCUCUUUGGCCCCCGGCCUCAAGCCGACAACACAGCCUUCUGA